AUGCGGCCCCUCCUCCGCGCAUCGCGAACAGCAACAACAACUUUCACCCCAAUCGCAAGAAUAGCCACAACAUCCCGCUACAAGGCCGCCUCCGCCACCACACCCGCCUCCUCCCCCGCAAAGUCUGCGCCAGCAUCAACCUCAACUUACGCCAAAAAGACACCCGCCCCAGCCCCGAAGCCCUCGAAACCCUCCUCCUCCUCAGCAGCAGCAGCAUCUAAAGCCACGCCAGCAGGACCAGCAACAACAUUUCCAACCGCUCCACCAUACGUUCCUCCCCCGCAAAACCAGACCGCAGACCAGACACAACAACAGCAACAGCAGCAAACACAGCAGCCGAUAGACUGGUCAACAUCCUACCACGGCCUCGGCACAGCCCGCUUUCCCAAGGAAGUCGUCGACAUCCUCCUCCAACCCGUGAACCCCGCCGACGUGGAAGUCAAGCCCGACGGCAUAGUCUAUCUCCCCGAGAUCAAGUACCGCCGCAUCCUCAACCAGGCCUUUGGCCCGGGCGGAUGGGGCCUCGUGCCAAAGGGCGAUGUCGUGGUGGGCGAGAAGGUCGUGACGAGGGAGUACGCUCUCAUCGCCGAAGGACGCUUCAUCUCCCAAGCCCAAGGCGAAAACGGCUACUUCUCCGUCGAAUCCCUCCCCUCGGCCGUCGAAGGCUGCAAAUCAAACGCUCUGAUGCGAUGCUGCAAGGACCUCGGCGUCGCCUCCGACCUCUGGGACCCCGUCUUCAUCCGCCAGUUCCGCAAGGAGUACGCCGACGAGAUAUGGGCCGAGCACGUCACGACGAAGCGCAAGAAGCUCGUCUGGACGCGCAAGGACGUGCCGUUGGCGUAUCCUUACAAGAAGACGAACUAA
Molecule: messenger RNA, 864 nt
Organism: Colletotrichum godetiae
Lineage: Eukaryota; Fungi; Ascomycota; Sordariomycetes; Glomerellales; Glomerellaceae
Product: mitochondrial genome maintenance MGM101-domain-containing protein
Exons: 2
Coding region: 1-864 (287 amino acids)
Biological process (GO): recombinational repair; interstrand cross-link repair
Cellular component (GO): mitochondrial chromosome; mitochondrial nucleoid
Molecular function (GO): single-stranded DNA binding
Source: RefSeq, a predicted model, not a curated record